AUGGCAGAAAACACACAUAACAAGGUGGCCAUCAUCACCGGGGCGUCUUCUGGCAUUGGUCAGACCACCGCGAUCGCCCUCUCCGCUGCGGGGUGGCGCGUCGCCCUCUUCGGUCGGCGCGAGGUGCUCUUGCAAGACACAGCGCGCCAAUGCAAGAACGAAACGCUCGUAGUCGUCGGCGACGUUGCGGACGAGGGGGACGUAGCCAGGCUCUUCGCCGAGACAAUCAACAAAUUCGGGCGCCUUGACAUGCUUUUCAAUAAUGCCGGCACGGGCGCCCCUGCCUUGCCGCUCGAGGAGCUCCCGCUGUCCCUCUUCCAGAAAGUGCUCAACACAAACCUCAUCGGCACCUUCCUCUGCACCCGUGAGGCAGUCAAGAUAUUCAAGAGCCAGACCCCUCAGGGCGGUCGCAUCAUCAACAACGGCUCCAUCUCCGCGCACACCCCGCGCCCGCACAGCGCGCCCUACACCGCGACCAAGCACGCCGUCUCCGGCAUGACCAAGUCCACCGCGCUCGACGGCCGCGCCUUCAACAUCUCCUGCACGCAGAUCGACAUCGGCAACGCGCACACGCCCAUGGCCGCGCGCCUCGCCGCCGGCGCGCUCCAGCCCGACGGCUCCACGAGGCCCGAGGCCAUGAUGGACCAGCAGCACGUCGCCGACGCCGUCGUGCACAUCGCGUCCCUGCCCAACGAGGUCCAGGUCCUCCAGUUCAUGAUCAUGGCAACGGGGAUGCCGUUUGUGGGGAGGGGCUGA
Gloeophyllum trabeum ATCC 11539 is the source of this 756-nucleotide messenger RNA. Its product is annotated as short-chain dehydrogenase. Gene Ontology annotation, molecular function: oxidoreductase activity. The transcript has 6 exons. The record is from RefSeq and is a predicted model, not a curated record. The coding region runs from base 1 to 756 and encodes 251 amino acids. Lineage: Eukaryota; Fungi; Basidiomycota; Agaricomycetes; Gloeophyllales; Gloeophyllaceae.